AUGGCGAGGCCCGUGAGUGGCUCCCUCUCGGGGAAGGUAGUUUUGCCGUGCCAAUUCUCCACCAUACCCACUACCAUGCCCGCCAUCAACGCCAAUGGCACCACCCCCAGCACCGACUACCUGCGCAUCAAGUGGACCAAAAUUGAAGGGGAAAAGGAAUCCACAGUGCUGGUGGCCCAAAAUGGCAAGAUUAAAAUAGGCUCCACCUACAGGAACCGUGUGUCGGUGCCCAGCCACCCAGAGGAUGUGGGGGAUUCUUCUCUGACCAUGGUGAAGCUCCGAGCCAGCGAUGCCGGCACCUACCGCUGUGAGGUCAUAUACGGCAUCGAGGACACGCAGGACACGGUCAACCUCAAUGUCAACGGUGUUGUGUUUCACUACCGGGCAAGCACCAGCAGGUACACCAUGAACUAUGAGAGUGCUGUCCAGGCCUGCCAAACAAUAGGAGCCUCCAUUGCCACGCCUGACCAGCUGAAGUCAGCGUAUGAGGACGGCUUUGACCACUGCGAUGCAGGUUGGAUCGCAGAUCUGUCAGUUAGAUACCCAAUCACUAGACCGAGACCAGGCUGCUAUGGAAACCUGCAGGGGAAGCCUGGGGUGAGGACAUAUGGACCUCGAAAGGCCACAGAGACCUAUGAUGUGUACUGUUAUGUGGACAAGCUGAAUGGUGAGGUAUACUACGCGCCCGUGACCCAUAAGAUGACGUUUGAGGAGGCAAAGGAGGAGUGUGAGAACAGGAACGCCGUCCUGGCGUCGCCGGGUCAGCUCCACUCCGCCUGGAGACAGGGUCUGGACAGGUGUGACUACGGCUGGCUGGCCGACGGCAGCGCUCGCCACCCCGUCGCGGUACCCAGAAUGCAGUGCGGCGGCGGUCUGCUGGGCGUCAGGACCAUGUAUCGCUACAGGAACCAGACUGGCUUCCCAGAACCCAUCACCCAGCUGGGAGCAUACUGCUUCAAAGGCAUCCACUCCUGCACUGAGAACAUUUGUCUGAACGGGGGCUCUUGCUACAGAAGCGGACGUUUCCAAUCCUGCAGCUGUGCCCCUGGCUACAGUGGGGAUCGUUGUGAAACAGACAUUGAUGAAUGUCAAUCCAACCCCUGUCGCAAUGGAGGUACCUGCAUUGACGGCAUGAAUUCCUUCACCUGUGUUUGCCUCCCGAGCUAUGCUGGAUUGUAUUGUGAUGAAGACACUCAGACGUGUGACUAUGGCUGGCAUAAGUUCCAGGGACACUGCUACAAGUACAUCCCCCAGAGGAGGAACUGGGAUACAGCGGAGAAGGAGUGUCGGGUACAGGGGGCACACCUCACCAGCAUUCUCUCCCAUGAUGAGCAGCAGUUUGUCAACCGUCUUGGACAGGACUACCAAUGGAUCGGCCUGAACGAUAAGAUGUACGAUAAUGACUUCCGCUGGACCGACAGCAUGCCCAUGCAAUACGAAAACUGGCGCCCCAACCAGCCGGACAGUUUCUUCUCAUCUGGAGAGGACUGUGUGGUGAUGAUCUGGCAUGAGGACGGCCAGUGGAACGAUGUGCCUUGUAAUUAUCACCUCACCUUCACCUGCAAGAAAGGCACAGUGGCCUGUAAUCAGCCCCCUCUGGUACAGAAUGCUCAGACCUUCGGCAGGAAGAGUUCACGCUAUGAGAUCAAUGCUCUGGUGAGGUAUCAGUGUAAGGGCGGCUUCAUCCAGAGGCAUGUGCCAACCAUCCGUUGCCGUGGAGAUGGCCGAUGGGACAUCCCCAAAAUUGCUUGCAUGAGUCCAUCAAACUCCCAAAGGGCAUUCUCAAGGAGGCACCAGAAAUACAGCCUGUUCAGCAGUAACAACUACAAGUGGCGGUCCGACGAGGCAGAGGCCCGACACCGUCCUCACCAUCGAGGAAGGAGAUUGAGGAGAUCGGUGAACAGGAGAAACAGAAGACAGUGAUCGCCGUGGUUAGGCUAGGUUACGCCUGCUCACAAUCUGCACAAUAGGAAUGCAUGACUGUCACUCAUGUGGAGAUGGGUUUUUUUUUACGAAUGAAAAAAGAAAAUACAUUUGAACAAAAAAGGAACAAAACAAACAAACCCAAAGGAAAUGUGAAAUGUUCUUACCAUUUUGAUGAUGGAAUCUUGGAAUGAAGUGCCUUUUCAAAGAAUAUUCUGAUAU
Molecule: messenger RNA, 2145 nt
Organism: Oncorhynchus gorbuscha (pink salmon)
Lineage: Eukaryota; Metazoa; Chordata; Actinopteri; Salmoniformes; Salmonidae
Product: versican core protein-like
Exons: 11
Coding region: 1-1923 (640 amino acids)
Biological process (GO): cell adhesion
Molecular function (GO): calcium ion binding; hyaluronic acid binding
Source: RefSeq, a predicted model, not a curated record